AUGGCGCAGCGACCUGGCAUGAGCACGUCGCGCACGGGCGAAGCGGGGCCGCAACGGCACACGCCCUUGCCUGGCAUCAGUUCGACAGCAUCGGCACUGCGUACACGCCGAGCAGAGACGCGUGGCCCGACCUAUACGGCGGACCCGCUCGACGACUUUGAGGUGGAGACGCCCGGCGAUGCGGCGCUGAACGAGCUGCCGUCCGGGAUCAUCAUGCCAGGCGUCAAGGGGUCGCGCGCACCUCAGAGGCAGCCGCCGACCAAGAGCGGCACGGAUGGCGGCGCGCCGCCGAACCGGCCCAAGCCUUUGGUCGCGCCGCUCGGCGCGCUGCGUCCCCUGCGGAAUGCGCCGCCACGGCUGCCGGCGGGCGCCGGGCCAAGCCGCCCGUCGCUGCAGCUGAAGGGCACGCCUGCGCGUGUCCCGCGCUACUCGCUGCCUGUGCGCGCGGAAAAGCCGGUGCGCACGUCCAAGGUGAGCGGGCGCCAUGUGCUGCUGCCGAGCGAGAGUCAGCUGGCCCCCCUGCCGGCGCCUGAGGAGCGCGGCGCAGCGGAGGAUGCGGCUACGGCGCUCAUGAAGCGACGUGCAGAGCAGCGCAGUGAUCCGGUGCGUGUCCAGACGCCGCUGCCGCGGCUCACAUCCUAUGCGAUUUCUGCGGCACUGCACCUGCCGACCCUGCUAGCGUUCCUGCGGCGUGAACACGGCGUGCGCCCCCGCCUGUACGAGGGGUGUGCGUAUGUACUGUACUUCAAGCCGCUCCUGCCUGGCUUUGGGCGCGCGACGGUGCGCAGCUCCAAGGAGCCGCAGACGGGCAGCCCUGGUGCGUCGAGCCGGCAUGAGCGCGAGCUACAGCGUCACGAAGAGAGUGGCUACGUGGGCAACUACUUUGUGCCGCAGGAAGAGGAGGAUAUCGAUACGGACGGCUACAUUCCGAACGAGCUGCGUGAGGGCGACGUGGACCCGCGGCAUGCCUCGCCCGCAGCGAUGCCUGCGACGGAGCCGCAGGAUGCGGACAGCGCUGGCGCGCAUGACAUGCUGCAUGCAGAGCAGGACGAGCGCCGCGUGUCGGACACGCCGGUACCGGUCGUGCACAUAAACGAGGCGUCGCACACGCACGAGUGUGAGGUGAAUGAGCAUGCACCGAGUGUGAUCCGCGAUGCGCUAAACAUGGCCGAGCUCGUCGUGCUGCCGUACGGCGUGGUGGUCAUGUUCAACUUCACGCAGGACGAAGAGGAGUCUCUGUUGGAGGACCUGAUCACCUCCGGCUCGGCGCGCAAUCCCCACAAGGUGUACGACCGUGAGCUCUUCCAGUUCUGCUACGACCCGCAUGUGCCUGCGCCGCGGAUCAACAAUGACUUUUUCACGUUCCGCGCGCCGAACCACUUGCUGAAGCUGUCGCUCGCGCACGCGAUUGCGCAGAGCACCAAGCUGUCCGAAUUUGAAGAGAACAUGCACAAGACGCUCGAAAUGGCCUCACACAUGCCACGGGAGCUCGCACAGACCGGCGAGUUGCACGUGAGUCGGCGUGGCGCGCUCAAAAUGUCCGGCCACCUGUUCAAGCUGCGUGUGGAUGUGAACCUGACGAGCGAUGUGCUCGACACGCCGGACCUGUUCUGGAACGAGGCCAGCCUGCAGGCGCUGUACGAUGCGAUCCGGGAAUACCUUGAGAUGGAUGAUCGCAUACAGACGCUGAACGAGCGCCUGACGAUCGCCAACGAGCUCCUGGAGAUUAUCCACGAGCAUCUCAGCAACGCGGCGAUGAGCAAGAUCACGUGGAUCAUCAUUGUGCUCAUCGUCGUGGCGUGCUUCGUGGCGGUCGGCGAAAUUUCGGCGCGCCUGCUUGUGCAGGCACAUAGAGGCGAGGGGCGAUAG
Molecule: messenger RNA, 1869 nt
Organism: Malassezia sympodialis ATCC 42132
Lineage: Eukaryota; Fungi; Basidiomycota; Malasseziomycetes; Malasseziales; Malasseziaceae
Exons: 2
Coding region: 1-1869 (622 amino acids)
Source: RefSeq, a predicted model, not a curated record